UGUGUGUGGGGGAAGAUGCUCGCCUACUGCGUGCAAGACGCCACCGUGGUGGACGUGGAGAAGCGGAGGAACCCCUCCAAGCACUAUGUAUACAUCAUCAAUGUCACCUGGUCUGACUCCACCUCCCAGACCAUCUACCGGCGGUACAGCAAGUUCUUUGACCUGCAGAUGCAGCUUCUGGACAAGUUUCCCAUUGAAGGAGGCCAGAAGGACCCCAAGCAAAGGAUCAUCCCCUUCCUCCCAGGCAAGAUCCUCUUCCGGAGAAGCCACAUCCGGGACGUAGCCGUGAAGAGACUGAAGCCCAUUGACGAGUACUGCCGGGCCCUGGUCCGGCUGCCUCCCCACAUUUCACAGUGUGAUGAGGUCUUUCGGUUCUUUGAGGCCCGACCUGAGGACGUCAACCCCCCAAAAGAGGACUACGGCAGUUCCAAAAGGAAAUCAGUGUGGCUGUCCAGCUGGACAGAGUCUCCCAAGAAGGACGUGACAGGUGCCGACAGCAGCGCCGAGCCCAUGAUCCUGGAACAGUACGUGGUGGUGUCCAACUAUAAGAAGCAGGAGAACUCGGAGCUGAGCCUCCAGGCCGGGGAGGUGGUAGAUGUCAUCGAGAAGAACGAAAGCGGCUGGUGGUUCGUGAGCACCUCUGAGGAGCAGGGCUGGGUCCCUGCCACCUACCUGGAGGCGCAGAAUGGGACUCGGGACGACUCAGACAUCAGCACCUCCAAGACGGGAGAAGUGUCCAAGAGACGCAAGGCCCAUCUGCGGCGCCUGGAUCGCCGGUGGACCCUGGGCGGGAUGGUCAACAGGCAGCACAGCCGAGAGGAGAAGUACGUCACUGUGCAGCCGUACACCAGCCAAAGCAAGGACGAGAUUGGCUUCGAGAAGGGCGUCACUGUGGAGGUGAUCCGGAAGAACUUGGAGGGCUGGUGGUACAUCAGAUACCUGGGCAAAGAAGGCUGGGCGCCGGCCUCCUACCUAAAGAAGGCCAAAGAUGACCUGCCGGCCCGCAAGAAGAACCUGGCUGGCCCGGUGGAGAUCAUUGGGAACAUCAUGGAGAUCAGCAACCUGCUGAACAAGAAGGCGUCCGGGGACAAGGAGACGCCCCCUGCCGAAGGGGAGGGCCCCGAGGCCCCCGUUGCCAAGAAGGAGAUCAGCCUGCCCAUCCUCUGCAACGCUUCCAACGGCAGCCCCCUGGGCGUCCCCGAGAGGACGCUCUCCAAGCUGGCCCAGGGCUCCCCGGCCGUGGCCAGGAUCGCCCCUCAGAGGGCCCAGAUCAGCUCCCCGAACCUGAGGACAAGGCCUCCGCCCCGCAGGGAGUCCAGCCUGGGGUUCCAGCUGCCGAAGCCCCCGGAGCCCCCUUCUGUGGAGGUGGAGUACUACACCAUCGCCGAGUUCCAGUCGUGCAUCUCGGACGGCAUCAGCUUUCGGGGCGGCCAGAAGGCCGAGGUCAUUGAUAAAAAUUCAGGUGGCUGGUGGUAUGUGCAGAUCGGCGACAAGGAGGGCUGGGCCCCCGCGUCCUACAUCGACAAGCGCAAGAAGCCCAACCUGAGCCGCCGCACGAGCACGCUGACCCGGCCCAAGGUGCCACCCCCAGCGCCCCCCAGCAAACCCAAGGAGGCUGAGGAGGGGCCCACAGCUGCCAGCGAGAGCCAGGACUCUCCCGUGAAGCUCAAAUACGAGGAGCCUGAGUAUGACGUCCCUGCCUUUGGCUGUGACUCCGAGCCAGAGCUGAGCGAGGAGCCCCCGGAGGACCAGGGCCCUGGGGACAGGCGGCCCACCCAGCCCCCCCGGCCCUCGCCCUCCUCCCUGCAGCGGGCCCGCUUCAAGGUGGGUGAGUCCUCCGAAGACGUGGCCCUAGAAGAGGAGACCAUCUACGAGAACGAAGGCUUCAGGCCCUUGGCGGAGGAUGCCCUGUCGGCCAGAGGCUCCUCUGGAGACAGCGACUCCCCGGGGGGCUCCUCGCUGUCCCUUGCCAGGAAGAACUCCCCCAAAUCGGGCUCCCCCAAGUCCUCAUCACUCCUGAAGCUAAAGGCCGAGAAGAAUGCCCAGGCAGAUCUUGGGAAGAACCACUCCUCGGCCUCCUUCGCUUCGUCCAUCACCAUCAACACCACCUGCUCCUCUUCCUCCUCCUCUUCCUCCUCCUCCUUGUCCAAGAACGGGGGCGAGCUGAAGCCCCGCUCCGCCUCGGACGCAGGCAUCCGGGGCGCUCCCCCGGCCGGGGUGAGGAAGGACGUGGACACCAGGGCCGGGCUGGGCUGCGCCCGGGCCAAGCCUUCAGUGCGGCCCAAGCCCCUGCUGAACCGGGCAGAGUCACAGAGCCAGGAGAAGAUGGACAUCAGCACUUUACGGCGCCAGCUGCGGCCCACCGGCCAGCUCCGGGCUGGUCUCAAGGGCUCGAGGAGUGAGGAUUCGGAGCUGCCCCCGCAGACGGCCUCUGAGGGCUCGAGUGAGGCGUCCAGGAGAGGCUCAGCCGACACCAUCGCGCCACCGUCCCCCACCAAGAAGGAGCGGGAGGGGCCGGCCACCUCCUACGUGACAUGCAGCGCCUACCAGAAGGCCCAGGACUCGGAGAUCAGCUUCCCUGCUGGCGUGGAGGUGCGUGUGCUUGAGAAGCUGGAGAGUGGGUGGUGGUACGUGAGGUUCGGGGAGCUGGAGGGCUGGGCCCCCUCCCACUACCUAGUGCUUGGCGAGAACGAGCAGCCAGAGCCCAAAGAGCUGGACCCAGGGCCCACCAAGGGCAAGUCCGACAGCCUGGAGAAGACGGAGCGGCAGGUGCAGGCACUGAACACCGCCAACCAGAGCAAGAGGGCCACACCGCCCAUUCCCUGCAAACCCCCGGGGGGCUUCGGCAAGAGCUCGGGGGCCACGGCCGUGAAGAUGAGGAACGGCGUGCGGCAGGUGGCCGUCAGGCCCCAGUCAGUGUUUGUGUCCCCGCCACCCAAGGACAACAACCUGUCCUGCGCCCUGCGGAGGAACGAGUCGCUCACAGCCACCGACAGCCUCCGGGGCGUUCGCCGCAACUCCUCCUUCAGCACUGCCCGCUCUGCGGCUGCCGAGGCCAAGGGCCGCCUGGCCGAACGGGCUGCCAGCCAGGGCUCCGGCUCGCCACUGCUGCCUGCUCAGCGCAACGGCAUCCCCGUGUCCCCCGUGCGACCCAAGCCCAUUGAGAAGUCCCAGUUUAUCCACAAUAACCUCAAGGAUGUGUAUGUCUCUAUUGCAGACUACGAGGGCGAUGAAGAGACAGCGGGCUUCCAGGAAGGGGUGUCCAUGGAGGUUCUGGAGCGGAACCCCAAUGGCUGGUGGUACUGCCAGAUCCUGGAUGGGGUGAAGCCCUUCAAAGGCUGGGUGCCUUCCAACUACCUGGAGAAAAAGAACUAAGAGGCCACGUGGCCCUGCUCCAGCCUCUGUGUGCCGCCGUGGCCACCUGCUGGAUGCGCCGUGAGAUGCAGACAAAAGGGAAAUGGGGGGGUGGGGGGUGGGCAGUCUAAACCCUGCAAGUAUGUGGCCCUCCAGGUGCCCCCUCCAGGCUGUCCCAGCUGGGAGGGAGGGCAUGGCAGAGGUUCAUGUUGGGUAGGGAAGGGACUAGGCAAGCAGGGAGGGAGGGGGUGUCCCAGGCCUGGGACCAGAGACCAGAAAGCUGGGACCCACAUGUGCAGCUUGGUGACUUCACAGAUGGCCUGUGCGCCACUUGGGACAGGCCGUGUGGGAAACCCUGAUCGUGCCUUUGCUGCCAGUCUGGGAACGAUGUGGUCCUCGGGGCCUCUAGCAUCCUGUCCCUGCUCGGCCCAGUCCUGGCUGCUGGCGUUUGCCAGUGGAGGGAGCCUAGUUCUGUCCUCGUCGACGUUUGUAUGUUAUGCUGGUUUCCCGGGAAUUUAGAGGACACAGCUGCCGUUGGGCUUGGAGGUGUCGCUUGAGAGCACCGGGGUCCUGCCUCGGGCCAGGCCACCAGCAUGUUUCUUAGUUGAAGGACAAGUGACUCUUAGGGGCCAACAGAGCCCACCUGUCCUCGCCACCAUCCUGGUCUUGGGAACGUGCCCAGUGGGAGGGUGCGGCUGAUUUGGGUGUUUCCAGGCAGGAGAAGUUUUCUGACCUGGGGAUUGGAUGUGGGACCUUUGGUUUGGGUCUUGUUUUAGGGGUUGUUUGGGGCCCAAGGCUGGGCAGCUCACAUGGGAGGGGGUGGGGCGCGGAUGGGGCUUUUCCGCUGUGCUCUUGUGGGACAGGGUGUUUCGUCUUUGCGUUUGUCCCACGUCUUUCCUCUCUACAAGCCAAAGUUAUGUCGUUUGGUUCCCACUGUGGGGACGGCAUCCGAGCCUGGCGCUUGCUGGAAGGUUUGGGGCCGUGUGGGCCCUGUGUCCCGGAUGUCCGUGCUUCUGGUUCCCACGCAAACCCGGUGGGGCAGAAGUCCUCACCGGAAGGGAGGUGGUGGUAUUGAGGAGCCCGGCUUUGGGAGAAAAGGCCGAGGCCCCUGUGUGUGUGUGCCCACUCCUGGGCAAGGCUGGGAGCCCGACUCAGGAACUGGGGGGGAGCACCCAGGGAGCCCGGCAGAUGCCACCAACUGCCCCCUUUGGCCUGUUGGCAACACCAUGGGUGCCUAAGAAGGAUGGAGGGCCCCUGUGCCAGGAGCCACCCUGGCCUUCCCAAGGGGCAGUGCCCAGCGGGGAGAGAAGCGACAAACGAAGACACGAGUCGGCCUGUCGGCAUUCCAGGGAGGCCCUCCAGAAGGCCCACCGGCUUCCCCAAGGACUCGCCCUUUGCUGGGAGUGGACUUCCACACGUGCCUUCGAUUUCGGACAGAUCAGGCUGCACAGCCACCGACGGAGAGGCCAGAGUCCUGGCCUGCAGGCCACCAUCCUCCACGGAGGAGGAAAGGCCUCCCCAGGAUCCCCAGGCCCUGUCCCUCACCACCCACUGAUGCUGGCAGCUACAGCACCUGCUCAUGUUCUUCGUCUAAGGGCCGUGGUGAGACUGUUUUGUUUCCUUUUAUUUUGUUUAAAAUUGAGAUUAGUUCUUUUCUUCUGCUGGACAGUAUUAAAUAGAGCAGGAUGUGGCGUUAAUCUGCUAGAUUGCAGUACUAAUGGUAGCGGUGUAGUGUCCUCAUAUGAAUAUUAUUUGUCCUUAUGGAACAAUAAUGAUAAAGAAGUGGUUCAUUAUUUUGUAAUUAAUGCACUUUAAAUAGGUGGAAUGGGACAAGACCCAGAGAGCAAAGUGCAUUACUUAAAGAUGCAGUAUAUGCUUUUCUCACUUUUAAACAGCACAUAUUUAUUUUUUAAAAAAGUAAUUUAUGAUUAUUUAAAAUAAAAUUUAAAAGUAGAGUGACUGUCGGGUUAAAGGACCUUCCCCGUAGCUGUCUUCCAGGGAGAGGGCCCGCGGCCUCACUCCUCAGAUGUCUGCACUGAGCCAGUUCAAUCACUAGUGCGCCCGCCAGGCCAGGAGGACGUGCAGGGUGUCUGCCCAGCACCGAGCAUCUCAGUUGGACUGGACCACAGUGCUGCCCAGAGCCUUCCUUUCCUGCCCUGCCCCGCUGUCUGCACUGCCCCCUUGGGCCCUCGGCCACCCACAUUCUCCCAGCUCCCCCGAGGACCCUCUUCUUCCUGAUCCCUGGUGCUCCUAUGUGCUGGAGUAGUUAAGAGGCAGGACUGGAAGGGCCCUUGGAGGUCAGUCACUGCAUCCCAUCCUGCUCAGCUCCUGCAGCCCAUGGCCAGGAAAUGACUUCCCCAGUCUCACAGCUCUGCUCCUUCACGCCAGCGUUCACGGUGGGCCUCACCCCUGCACUAGCCCUGCACUCGCCCUGCACUCCUCCCCAGCCCUGCUUAGUUGAUCGUGUGGUCAUCAUGUUUACAUUGUGGCAUCCAGCCCCAAGGACGGUGGGGAGUUGCUCAGGCAUCUGGGGAGCGUGGGGAAUGCUGCCACCUGGUGACAGCAUGUAGAUCUGGGACAGUGACCAUGCCCCAGUCGUCACACCUCGCCCCUCACCAUUGCCCCCUCUCACAGCACAAACCCUGCAAACCCAAAGACAAUAUUAAUACUUGAAGCAAGAAGGGUGCAUGCCAGUCCUUCUCACACACGGCCAGGGGCUGCCGGGCCUGUGCCCCUGGGAUCCCCGCCCUCUCCAGGGCAAGAAGGCCCUCCCCUGGAGCUACUGAGCUGCUCUCGUGAGCUUGGAGGCACUGCCGGCAGCGGUGGAGGAGGGAGGGGCCUGUGGCUCUGACCCAUCUGGAGGAAAACCAGAUCGGACUAAAAAGAAAAAGAAAUCUCAGCAGCGUCCAAACCUAGUUUUCCAUUAGUUGCAAUUGAAAAUGUGAAAUGACAUCAUAUUGCUGUAUACUGCAACUUUAAUCAUAAUGAGCCCUUCUGAGGUCAUUAUUGAGGUUUAUAUAAUGCCUGAAGAUGCAGCAUUGGUGCUUUUCCUUUCUUUCAGUCUAAAGACCUUUACUUUUAUUACUGGGGGCGGGGGGAAGGAGGUGUCUUCGUCUCCUCCCACCUCUGUAACAGCGGGCCUGGCUCCUCCAUGCUCUUCACACUAGGGCCAUGGGGGCAGCAAGUGGGAGCUGGGAGGGACACCCUGGAGCAGCAGGUGCACCACCUGCUCUGGGGGGAGCUCACUCCGCCCAGUGACAAUGGCCUCAGCCUGCCCACUCCCCAGCCUGGCCCCAAAGGGUUUUCUCUUCCUCCUCGACUCUCUGUCUUGACGAAGGCAUUAUAUAGAAUCAUCUUAACCGUGUUCAGAUGUUAGAGCAGCAUAUGUUACUGGCAUUUAUAUCCAUCGCUUUCCUCAGCAAGGCAUGUUACAACUUUUUUAUCAUCUAAGGAAAAAGAUAAGGGAAUUGUGGUCGAGCGUUACUUUCCUGUUACUAGUAAUCGCAGCAUAGGUGUAGAACUAUUUAAGCUUAGACCUUGGUUUGGUAGUUUGGUUUUUUUAAGGAGUGGGGGAGACGAAGUAACCCCUUCCUUCCUCUUUGUAUUUAACUAAUAUUUUUUUAAGGUUACUCACUUCCCCUACCCCCUCUAAAUACUUUGCAUUCUCAAUCGAAAAUGAAAACAAUCCGAGAGGCAGGAAAAGUGCAAUAUUACCAAGAGGGACGCCAGGCGUAUUGGGCAUUGCAGAGGUAGGGAGAGCCGCUGGCCAUCUGCAGACAGCGCAAAGUGGGGAGGCUGCUAGAAGGAUCCUAACUGGAGCAGGUAGCAGGGUUGGUGCCCCCUUCCCCCCUCACCCUUUCCUGGCCAGACAGGUGGGUCUCUGCCAGAGCGCAGCCCCGUUUUCUAUUGGGUGGCGUCCACCCAGGAGGAAGGAUUCAGGGACAGGCUGGGGGCUCUUGGGGGCCUAGGGCCCCAGUGCCGAGUGGAGCAAGGACCCCCAGGAACCAUUCCUUGUUUUCAUUGCCAUUGUUUUGUAGCCAGCUGCUCAGAGACCUGUCCCCAAAGCCACUCCCAGCAGCCCUCUCUCACCCCAGCCUCCUGAUGUUUGGGCCGUGAUCCUCUGGAUGCAUGUUUGAAUCUUUCUAAAACUAUGUAACCUCAGUUCUGUUUAUGGGCAGGAAUCCUAGAUGCAACCAAGUCCUUUUGGGGGGUGGGGAGUGUGGUGCCUUGAGCCCUGCAUAUCCCAAUGAGGCCCCUGCAGUGGAGCGGGAGUGGGGGGCCAAGCUGGGCACACCCAUUCAUCUCAAUGACUUCAGCCUGAGGAGCGAGCUGUGCCUCCACCCCACACCCCAGACAGUCCAAGAAUUCUUCAUAGGGAAAGAAGGACCUGAGGGGUCUGCCCAGGUCUCUGCAGACAGAACAGCCUCCAACAGGUACCAGGCCGGCUGCCUCCUUCCUUGGCGCCGGUACACAAAGUAGAGGAACGGGAAGUCCCCUUGGGUGCAGGCCCUGGGAGCUGUGCCCUGCGGGCAACAGGCCCUCGCCACUGGUCCCCUCCAUUUCCAGUACUGUACGCUUGCUGCUCCAGCCCCCAACUCGACGACUUUCUGUAGAUACGGAUCUCUGCCCAGGGUUGGGCUGCACCCCUGGGUGGGCCUCUCCCUCAGUGCAUACACAGCUACAUGCCCAGUGCAAAGCUUUCUGGGAAGAAAACCGUCCACAUUGCUAAAAAAAUUGAUCCCCUCACUUUUUUGAGGGUUAUAUGUUGAGUGUGUGUAUAUGCGCAUGUGUGUGUGUGGUAAUUUCCCACUUGAACUAAAUAAUGGGGUUAGAGAAAAAGUACCGGGCAAGCUGUCUCCACUGAGCAAGUCCUUGGCAUUGGGCAGGUCCCAAGGGACUCACAGCUUCUAGCAGCAAGUGUGUGUUAGUCACACACACACAGUUCUGGCUGGAGAGUGCAAUGUGUUUGUUUUUGUUUUUUUUUUCAUAAUUAUUUUAAGUAUUUAGUUGGAAACUUCACACUGGCAUUAACAGAUCUAGCAGAAGCAGCCUCGGCCAUCAUCCCAGGCUCCAACAUGAAAACGUGGAGGAGAGCCGCUGUCAGGUGUGGAAGCGCUGCCCCCUCCUACCCCCAUGGCGUGAGGCUCCCCAUAGCACCAAAGAGCUGAGGGCCCCUCAGUUUUUGUUCCUCUGAACGUGGGGUGGUGGGCAAGGGAGAGAAGCCGCUCUGCCCAGCAUGACCUAUGCCUGCAUCUACCCCUGAGCGCCUCCCAGCAGCACUGUGCAGGCUCCUGGGACCUUCCUGAACCCUCUACUAAAUCAUCAUCCCUAACCGAGGCAGUCUAAUGUCCCUGUGGUCUCCAGGGGCUGCGAUCAGGGCCGGUGAGAGAACAGGGUUAGUGACCUACAGCCCCGCCAAUUAGCCUUUUCCUCCCACUUUGUCCUUGCACACCCGGGUCCCCAGGCCACAAGGUGGCCAUGCUGGUGCUUAUACUGGUGGAAGGCUCUACCUUCCGAGACCUUGAGCCCAACCUGCUAUCGGGUUGGAACUGGCAUGUGAUUCCCCUUCCCCCAUCCUACCUUUCUGAUUCUCAAGUUUGCACUUGAAUUUGACAAUCAACACCCUCAUCCCAUCCCAGAACUUAGUGGCCUUAGAGAAUAGCAACCUGUAUGUUCGAGGUCCCUGCUUCACUCCCAGUUCCAUCCCAGCCAAUGGGCUGGGCCCCCGGAAGUCUGGGAGAAUUGCCGUAGGGCAGAAGACUGGAUUGAGCACGUCAGAGGCAAGUGAGAGGCACGUCAGCAGGCUGGGCACGUGCACGUUGGGGUGGCUGGGGCUUCCCAUCCCUUCCUGGGGAAGGGGGCUUCCAGAAGAGACAGAAGAGGUCUGAGAAGGCUCAGCGAGGAGUUCAGGUCUGGUCUUGUUGAUUGGAAAGAAGGAGGAAGUCUGAGUGUUUCCAGAAGAAGAGAACAGAUAGGGAGGGAAUUGGUGAUUCAGCACCUAAAGGCCUAGCCAGAGCAGGUUGAAAAGCCCUUCAAAUUUGGUCAUAGAAGCUGCCAGAGAAAACUGCCAGUCACUAGUCAUGAGCCAGCUGGGUCCCCAGCAGGUCUCCUCCAUUUACUUAGUGGAAAGGACAAAUACCCACAGCACAGAAACCUCUGCGUUGGGACCCUGUUUCCAGAAUGUGUGUCUGCCUCCCAGGUGCCCAGGUGGCUGGGCCCACGCCCUGUCAUCCGACACAAUGCCAGCUCUCAAGUGGUCUGAAUCAGACCAGCAGCCACAAGCAGCUGUGCAACCAGGGACGUACCCUCUCCCACGGGAACCCUUCUGUCCUUUGCAAGGGUCCUGAGGAGACCUGUGGCAGGGGCUUUGUGGAGUCCGCACUCCUGGCGUGACUCCGACCUGGCAGAGUGCAGUCAGCCAUGGGCACAGCCUUCCAUCUUUCCAGGGGCUUCCAACCAGGCUCCCCGCUCCUCCGCGUCCAUGCAGAGGAAGGGCUCCCUAAAUCCAGGACACCACAUGGAAAGCAGGUUCCCUGGCACGCACGUCUGUGCCCAGCUCACCUAGGGCAGGUCUGUGCAGGUGGCUGUGUGCCCUGCAGAGCUGGGUGUUCACUGGUACAGGUCUCUGAGGUUGUAGAACUUGGGGAAUUCCUCACGGUGUCCGCUCCACCCCACUUGGCUCUCAGUGGGGCACUGGGGGCAGGAGGAGGCCUCCCGCUAGGGUUUCCUUCCUCUCCCUCCACAGAGAAACUGGAGCAACGGCCGUUAGAGGCAGUGCAGCUCGCUUUGAGUGCUAAAAUAGUUCCAAGAUCCAUGGUGGUGCUAAACUAUCUCCGUGUUUCUAAUAUUUUUAGUGAGUUUGUUUUUUCCUCACCACAAAAAUGCAGUAUCCCUGGGGAGGGGCCCCAGCCCCCGCUGCCACUGUCCAGGUCCCUUCCUCACUUGGGCAGGACUCCUGGGCCUGCAGAAAAUGCUGUGUCUUGGCAUGCUUCUAGACUGUAAGAUUUGGGUUGUUUUUUGUAUUUUAUGUUUACAUGCAUCUUGUAUUUCCCUGAAGACUAAAUAAAGUUUUUGGCCUUUUUAA
Lepus europaeus (European hare) is the source of this 10438-nucleotide messenger RNA. RefSeq names its product SH3 and PX domains 2A (gene SH3PXD2A). Gene Ontology annotation, molecular function: protein binding; phosphatidylinositol binding; superoxide-generating NADPH oxidase activator activity. The transcript has 15 exons. The coding region runs from base 16 to 3375 and encodes 1119 amino acids. Gene Ontology annotation, biological process: superoxide anion generation. Lineage: Eukaryota; Metazoa; Chordata; Mammalia; Lagomorpha; Leporidae. The record is from RefSeq and is a predicted model, not a curated record.